CUUUAGGUAGCAUAUAACGAUUCCGCUGACUGACAGUUUGCGCCGCCGUCCGACGAAUUGUCCUUUCCCCACACGAACCCUUCACCUGCAACCCUUCUGCUACCUGCAUAUCUGCAUUUCCAAACAAUCCGAUCCCUCGGGUGCCUCGAAGAAAAAAAGCUCAGGGAGCUAUAGGUACUAGCUGUCGAGCUAGCCAGAUAGCAUACCCACCUCCACCUACACACUCUUGAUAUCAAAUCCCAGCCUUUCGCCCAAGUCUUUACGCCAUGGAUAUCGAGGCCUUGAAGGAACAAGUUGGUUAUCCGCCACCAAUAUAGCCACGGCGCUGACAGUUUUCACAGUGGUCGGAGGUUGAGGAUCGGGAUGGACUCCGCCUGAGUUGGAAUGUGUUUCCCAGUUCUCGUAUGGUUAGUCGAGCAAUCCACCGCGACAGGGCCACCGGGUUUUGACGAUUUACAGGAAGCUUCCCGCUUGGUAGUACCAAUCGGUGCCUUAUAUACUCCUCUGAAAGAGAAACCCGAUACGCCAAUACUGCAAUUCGAGCCGGUUAUCUGCAAGCAACCAUGUCGAUCAGUUUUGAACCCAUUUUGGUGAGUUGAGGACAGCAGGAUGAUUGAGCUCAUAGUAAUGGAUACAAUAGCCAGGUAGAUGUUCGCGCACGCCUUUGGAUCUGCCCUUUCUGCUUGUCCAGAAAUCCCCUCCCACCCCACUACAAAGAUAUCACAGCACAAGCGAUACCCCCGGAACUUCAUCCGUCCAAUACUACGAUUGAGUACAGAUUAUCUCGCCCCGCCCCAAGCCCCCCAAUCUUUCUCUAUGUUGUCGAUACCUGCCAGGAAGAAGAUAGUUUGGCGGCGUUGAAGGAAUCUCUUGUGAUGAGCUUGAGUCUCCUGCCAGAAACUGCCUUGGUCGGUUUGGUAACAUUCGGGACCAUGGUACGUUGAUUCAAGUAUGUUCGCUAGUGAGACUUACAGAAAUUGACUCAAAUAGGCCCAAGUUCACGAAAUCGGGUACACAGAAUGCCCUAAGUCAUACGUUUUCAGAGGCAGCAAGGAGUAUUCGGCGAAGCAAGUUCAGGAAAUGCUUGGGCUCGUGUCUCCAGGACUAAGACCCGGCAUGCAGCAACAACAACCGGGCCGCCCCAUGCCACCCAUGGGACCAGCUGCUCGAUUCCUAUUACACGUUUCACAAUGCGAAUUCCAGCUCACCAAGGCUCUGGAGCAGCUACAAAAGGAUCCUUGGCCAGUUGCUACAGAUAGAAGAAAUCUGAGAUGUACCGGAGUGGCUUUGAGCGUUGCCGUAGGUCUUUUAGAGUCAUCCUUCCAAAACACCGGUGGUCGUAUCAUGCUUUUUGCAGGAGGACCAGCUACUGAGGGUCCUGGUUUGGUGGUUGGCCCAGAAUUAAGAGAACCUAUCAGAUCUCACCAUGACAUCGAUCGUGAUAAUAUCAAAUACUACAAAAAGGCACUGAAGGUUAGUCGAGUUGGGCACCUUGUAUGUGAAGGUUCUGUGCUAAUACUUGCCAGUUCUAUGACAAUCUUGCCAAGAGAACUGCUCAUAAUGGACAUAUUAUCGACAUUUUCGCUGGAUGUCUAGAUCAGGUUGGGCUCCUGGAGAUGAAGGGACUUUCCAAUUCGACGGGUGGGCACAUGGUUCUGACCGAUAGCUUUACCUCGUCCAUGUUCAAACAGUCGUUUGUUCGUAUUUUUGAGAAGGAUGGAGAUGAUAACCUCCUCAUGGGUUUUAAUGCAUCUCUCGAGGUCCUUACCACCAAGGAGCUUAAGGUAACUGGAUUGAUUGGUCAUGCUGUAUCAAUGAACAAGAAGUCUACCUCGGUGGGAGAAACGGAAUGUGGAAUUGGAAACACAUGUUCGUGGAAGAUGUGUGGUAUUGAUCCAAACGCAAGUUAUGGUAUCUAUUUCGAAAUCACGAGCCAAGGUGGACCAACCCAACACCAACAAUCACCACAGAAAGGAAUGAUGCAGUUCUUGACAUAUUAUCAACAUUCAUCGGGCCAAUUCCAUCUCCGAGUUACCACUGUCUCCCGGAACCUAAGUGGACCUACUGGAGAUCCAGCCAUUGCCCAAUCCUUCGAUCAAGAAGCUGCCGCAGUCCUCAUGUCGAGAAUAGCAGUUUUCAAAGCGGAAGUUGACGAUGGCCCGGAUGUCCUUCGAUGGGUGGAUCGAAUGCUAAUCCGACUAUGUUCACGAUUCGCCGACUAUCGAAAAGAUGAUCCAUCCUCUUUCCGACUGGAAAAGAAUUUCACACUUUACCCACAGUUCAUGUUUCAUCUGCGUAGGAGUCAAUUUCUUCAGGUUUUCAAUAAUUCGCCCGAUGAGACAGCAUUCUACCGACACGUUCUCAAUCAUGAAGACGUCAGUAAUUCACUCAUCAUGAUUCAGCCAACCCUGGACUCUUAUACAUUCGACCAGGAUGGCAGUCAGCCAGUCUUGCUUGACUCGACUUCCAUCCAGCCAACGCAUAUUCUCUUGCUGGAUACCUUCUUCCACAUUCUGAUCUUCCACGGUGAAACUGUUGCCGAAUGGAGGAAAGCUGGAUAUCAAGAUCAAGAGGGGUAUGAGAACUUCGCUUCUCUACUGGAGCUACCGAAAGAAGACGCGAGAGUAAGAUAAUCUCGAUCAAAAUAUCUGUUUAUGAAGCUAACAAUAUACAGGACCUCAUCACGGACCGUUUCCCACUUCCUCGUUUCAUUGUUUGUGACGCUGGUGGAUCUCAAGCACGAUUCUUGUUGUCCAAACUCAACCCAUCUACCACACACACCACGGGCGCAUAUGGCGGAGUUGGUGCCCAGACUGCACAAACCAUCUUUACAGAUGAUGUGUCUCUACAGACAUUCAUGGACCAUCUUAUGAAGUCAGUUUAAUAACACCUUUGUUAUUGAGCAUCUGCUAAUAUUAUGAUAGACUCGCGGUUAGCGGAACAAAUUAAGGAGCAAUCUUGGAGACGACCUGAUAAGAACCGAAUUCUGCUGGCGUGAAAUGCAGGGAC
Hymenoscyphus albidus is the source of this 3009-nucleotide messenger RNA. The record is from the annotation of a GenBank genome assembly. NCBI's taxonomy places the organism in Eukaryota, Fungi, Ascomycota, Leotiomycetes, Helotiales, Helotiaceae.